Dendroctonus ponderosae (mountain pine beetle) is the source of this 1247-nucleotide messenger RNA. RefSeq names its product SUMO-activating enzyme subunit 1 (gene Aos1). NCBI's taxonomy places the organism in Eukaryota, Metazoa, Arthropoda, Insecta, Coleoptera, Curculionidae. The record is from RefSeq and is a predicted model, not a curated record. Gene Ontology annotation, biological process: protein sumoylation. Gene Ontology annotation, cellular component: SUMO activating enzyme complex; cytoplasm. Bases 133 to 1143 code for a protein of 336 amino acids. Gene Ontology annotation, molecular function: SUMO activating enzyme activity. The transcript has 5 exons.
CAAAUGUAUGCAACCAGGGCUUCACCACAUUAGAUCCGUGACUUCGUGCCACAACCUAACCUAAUUCAAGGGUCAUAUUUGUGUUGUUCAUUAUACCGGUUUUCUCCGAUUUCCUUCCAAAACCCCAUUAAAAUGACUGAGCAACAGCUUUCCACUGUUGAAGCUGAAUUAUAUGACCGACAGAUUCGAUUGUGGGGCAUCAAGUCGCAAGAAAGACUCAGAGCCGCCAAUAUUCUUCUGAUUGGCGUCAGAGGCUUGGGAUCAGAAAUCGCCAAGAAUAUUAUGCUAUCGGGAAUCAAUUCUUUGGUUAUACUAGACGAUGGGGAGGUAACCGAAGAGGAACCGCAGACAAACUUUCUGAUCAACCAAGACAGCAUUGGGAUGAAGAUUGCUGAUGCAGUACUGGUCAAGGCUCAGGCACUGAAUCCCCUGGUGAAAGUCAGCGCAGACACCUCAGAUCUCGCCACAAAAGAUCCAAAGUUCUUUGAGGGGUUUACAAUGAUUAUUGCUACUCGAAUCAAAACAGACUUGCUGAUGAAAAUCGACAAAGUAUGCAGAGCCAAUAAUGUUAAGCUGAUUUUUGGGGACGUCUUUGGAUCCUUUGGAUAUUCGGUCUCAGAUUUCCAAGAACAUGACUACUACGAGGACCAACUAAGAUUGGUAUCCAAAAAGCGCGUCCUCGAUGCUACUGAGACCAAACCAGAGAAGGAAACAGUCAACGUAAAGGGCCAAAUUGUAUAUCCUGAACUCAACAAAGUACUGAUUUUACCAAACACCAAGCAAAGCGUGGAUCAUAUCAAGAAAGUGAAACGGCGGAACGAGUAUUUCUUUUUAAUGCUCAUUCUUCUGGAAUUCCGAAAUCGCCAAAACCGCAAUCCGGACAUCGAGCACAAAGAAAAAGACAUCGCCCUGCUACAAGACAUUAAAAUUGCCGUGCUGGAUUUGUACGGUUUUGAUCAUCACAAACUCAAUGAUGUACUAUUUGAGUUAGUGUUUGGCGAAGUUGUGCCAGUUUGUGCUGUGCUGGGCGGCGUGAUUGCCCAAGAAGUGAUUAAGGCCGUUUCGCAGAAGGAAGUUCCCAUUAAUAACGUGUUCCUCUUUGAUCCUGUAACGUUUUGCGGGAAAGAAGAAACCGUGGCCUGAAACUGUUCGAAGUUGGCACAUUUAAUUAAUUGAUCAUUCGAAAGUUAUUUAAGAUUUAUUCUGUAUUUGCAAUUUGUAUCAUCUAAAUAAACGGAUAGAAAUUA